This is a messenger RNA of Didymodactylos carnosus, 1332 nucleotides long. The record is from the annotation of a GenBank genome assembly. Lineage: Eukaryota; Metazoa; Rotifera; Eurotatoria; Philodinida; Philodinidae.
AUGGAUUACAAGACGCUCAACCAUAUCACUAUCAAGGAUAAUUUUCCCUUGCCCAAUAUGGAGCAAACAAUCCAACGGUUGGGCGAAGGAUAUCGAUACUUCACCAAACUGGAUUUAAAGAGCGGGAUUUGGCAAAUCCCUAUCAGAGAAGAAGACAGGAUCAAAACGGCAUUCGUUACCCCAUUUGGGUUGUUCCAAUUCAAUGUAUUACCACAAGGAUUGAAGAACUCGCCUCCCACAUUCCAGCGUGUAAUGUCUACAGCAUUGGAAUCAUGUCGUCAGUUUUGUCAGGUGUAUUUGGAUGAUAUUGUGGUAUUUUCAAAAUCAUAUGAUCAACAUCUAGUACAUAUGAAAAAGGUAUUUGAAUGUUUAAAGGAAAAUAACUUACAAUUAAACCCAUCGAAAUGUUCAAUUGCUCAUUCAAACAUCGAUUGUCUUGGUUAUACCAUCACCAAAAAAACAAUUACGCCGUUGAACGACAAAAUUAAUGCUAUCCUCAAAUUAAGUGAACCAAGAACAUUGAAGCAGGCAAACAAGUCCAUUGGUGCGAUAGCUUGGUAUCGUAAGUUCAUCAAGAAAUUUGCCGAAGUGGCUGCACCAAUUCAUGCAGUGACAAAUUUAACCAAAGCGAAUCGUCACAAGUUCAGACGGACGAAAGAUCAAUCAGCAGCAUUCUAUGAAUUAAAAAAAAUGUUAACAACAGCUCCACUGUUAUUAAAUUUUCUUGAUGAUAGUCGACCGAUAAUCCUGUCAACAGAUCUUUCAGAUUACGGAAUUGGCGGUGUUCUUCAACGAGAAAUCAAUGGCGAAACCCAUAAUUUGUACUAUCAUUCACAAUUGAUAAACAAGGCGGAGAAAAAUUACAAAACGAUUGAGAAAGACGCUCUUGCGAUCUGGAAAUGCUUUGAAAGAAUGAGAUCGUAUAUCCUGGGGCGCAACAUUAUUAUAUGUACAGAUCAUUGCCCAUUAUGUCACAUGAUGGAAAAGAAAAUCAGCAACAAAAGGGUGGAAAGGGUUGCUCUGCUUCUUCAGGAGUACAAUAUCGAACAAGUAAUACAUAUUAAAGGCCGUUACAAUUGUCUGCCAGAUUUCAUGUCACGACAUCCAAUUCCUGAAAAAGAAGAGAUAAUGGAUUUCGCUUAUGGUUUGGAAGUCAGUCAAGAUCGUCCUCCUGUACUCGGGAUGGCCGGUGUAACCACAAGAUCCAAAUCAAAGCUAGAGACAUCCACGAAUCAGCAAUCUAUUCCAGUAUAUCCGUCAACAUCAACAGUCAAGGAUGCAACCCAGAAAUUUGUCCCUCAUUUUGAUAUUACCAGAUUGAAAGAAGAAUAA